CAAGAUCUCGUCUCCAAGGGAUUUCAUCUCCUCCAUCUCUUGGAAAUGACGGACGAGGUUCUGGGUCCCUUCCUCGUUCUUGAGAGCAUCAUUUCGCUCAUGUCCCAAGUGUUUGCCUUUCAGCCAAUUCAGUUCACGUUUGGUGUUGCCGCCACGUUUGGCGCCUUUCAUUGGUUUCUUCGCUUGUUCUUCCUCUUUGAAAGUGGACAGAAGAUUGUGCGCCAAAUGGUUCACGUGAGGAGAAACCUGGAGGUCAUCUUUAUGAAUGGUUGUGAUACUCGCGACAAUCAAACACAACAUAAAUUGAAGAUCUUACUCAAGCGAUUUGGCAAUUUCUACCCCAUUCGCCCAUGUGGGAGCUUUACGCUAUGCCGGUCAUCUGCUAUUUCGGCCGGCGGGGUCCUUCUCACAUACAUCAUUGUCCUCCUGGAAUUCAGAUUUAGUGAAACUGACCAGAAAAGCUGCGCCCAUCCGCCCUAUUGGAAUGCGACUCAACCCGAACUUUUAAAUUAGUCAUUCGUCAUUUGGAUAUGUGGUAUAUUUCAUACAAAUUAUGUCCUAUCACAGAUCUGGUGCCUUCUGGGGGAGUGAAUAAACUCACUGAGCCAUGUUUCUA
Tigriopus californicus is the source of this 616-nucleotide messenger RNA. RefSeq lists its product as uncharacterized. The coding region runs from base 46 to 513 and encodes 155 amino acids. The record is from RefSeq and is a predicted model, not a curated record. The transcript is spliced from 3 exons. Lineage: Eukaryota; Metazoa; Arthropoda; Copepoda; Harpacticoida; Harpacticidae.